CCUUGUUCUCUGUUGUCCUGCUUCCUCUGCAGAUCUUGGGAAAUGUGUCCGAGUUUCAGCGAGUUGUCAGUGUGCUGCAGGAAGGGGUGGAUUUUGAUAUUGAUGUCAAUGCGUCUGUCUUUGAAACUAACAUUCGAGUGGUGGGUGGUCUCCUGUCCGCUCACUUGCUAUCGAAGAAGGCUGGCGUUGAAGUAGAAGUGGGAUGGCCAUGCACUGGACCUCUCCUGAGGAUGGCGGAGGAAGCAGCUCGCAAACUCCUGCCAGCUUUCCAAACGCCAACUGGGAUGCCAUAUGGAACAGUGAACUUGCUGCACGGAAUAAACCUAGGGGAGACUCCAGUUACCUGUACUGCUGGGAUCGGUACAUUUAUAGUGGAAUUUGCCACUUUAAGCCACCUUACAGGUGACCCAGUGUUUGAGGAUGUUGCCAGGAAGGCUUUGAAGGCACUGUGGAAAAACCGCUCAGAUAUUGGGCUGGUUGGUAACCACAUUGAUGUGAUAACUGCCAAGUGGGUGGCCCAAGAUGCUGGCAUUGGGGCCGGAGUGGAUUCCUACUUUGAGUAUCUUGUUAAAGGAGCCAUUCUCCUGCAGGACAAGGAGCUGAUGUCCAUGUUUCUAGAAUAUAACAAAGCUAUCAAAAAUUACACAAAGUUUGAUGAUUGGUACCUCUGGGUUCAGAUGUACAAAGGAACAGUGUCCAUGCCUGUUUUUCAGUCCCUGGAGGCUUACUGGCCAGGCUUACAGAGCCUAAUUGGGGAUGUAGAUAAUGCUAUGCGAACCUUCCUCAACUAUUACACUGUCUGGAAGCAGUUUGGUGGGCUGCCUGAGUUCUACAACAUUCCCCAGGGCUAUACGGUAGACAAGAGAGAAGGAUAUCCACUCAGGCCUGAGCUGAUUGAGAGUGCAAUGUAUCUGUACCGUGCUACAAGAGAUCCCACGCUCUUAGAACUGGGAAGAGACGCAGUGGAGUCAAUAGAGAAAAUCAGCAAGGUGGACUGUGGAUUUGCAACUAUCAAAGACUUGAGAGAUCACAGACUGGAUAAUCGCAUGGAAUCCUUCUUUUUGGCUGAAACGGUAAAAUACUUGUACCUGCUAUUCGACCCAGAGAACUUCAUUCACAAUGAUGGAUCAGUCUUUGAUGUGGUGAUUACACCAUACGGGGAAUGUGUCUUGAAUGCUGGAGGAUACGUCUUCAACACUGAGGCUCAUCCUAUAGACCCUGCAGCGCUGCACUGCUGUAGGAAGCAUAAGGAAGAGCAGUGGGAGGUGGAAGACUUGAUGCGGGAAUUUUACUCAAUGAAGAAAAGCAAGAAAUUCACUUUAAAAAGAGCUUCAGACCACAAUAAAGGGGAAAAUGCAAAAGACCCUGAAGAUGUCUCUCCAGAGAAAGGUGGAGAGAAGAGAAACUCUAAGAAUUCACACUCCCUCCUGAGUUGCCCCAGUCAGUCCUUUAACUCUAAACUUGCAGUACUGGGACAGGUCUUCCUAGAUAACACCUGAUUCUAUUUUCAUUAUCGGUUUAAAUUAUUGA
Phaethon lepturus (White-tailed tropicbird) is the source of this 1530-nucleotide messenger RNA. RefSeq names its product ER degradation enhancer, mannosidase alpha-like 2 (gene EDEM2). Gene Ontology annotation, biological process: mannose trimming involved in glycoprotein ERAD pathway; endoplasmic reticulum mannose trimming; carbohydrate metabolic process. Gene Ontology annotation, molecular function: calcium ion binding; mannosyl-oligosaccharide 1,2-alpha-mannosidase activity. The record is from RefSeq and is a predicted model, not a curated record. NCBI's taxonomy places the organism in Eukaryota, Metazoa, Chordata, Aves, Phaethontiformes, Phaethontidae. The transcript has 8 exons. Gene Ontology annotation, cellular component: membrane; endoplasmic reticulum. The annotation marks the transcript as partial.